Molecule: messenger RNA, 1570 nt
Organism: Apis florea (little honeybee)
Lineage: Eukaryota; Metazoa; Arthropoda; Insecta; Hymenoptera; Apidae
Product: methyl farnesoate epoxidase
Biological process (GO): xenobiotic metabolic process
Cellular component (GO): cytoplasm; intracellular membrane-bounded organelle
Molecular function (GO): iron ion binding; heme binding; oxidoreductase activity, acting on paired donors, with incorporation or reduction of molecular oxygen, reduced flavin or flavoprotein as one donor, and incorporation of one atom of oxygen
Source: RefSeq, a predicted model, not a curated record
CUUCGCUUCGGAGAAAAAUUACAGAAAUUAGUGAUGUUGUAUAAUUAUUGAACCAACGAUGUGGUUUGUCAUCUUGUGUUUCGUAAUUGUAUUAAUUAAGAUAUUAUUCGAUUAUAGCCGACCUAUAAAUUUUCCUCCGGGUCCACGAGGAUUACCUAUCAUUGGUAAUAUACUUGAUAUCAUAAGAUUAAUAAAGGAAACGAAAUAUUAUUCUGAUACUUGGUGUCGAUUAGCCGAAAAAUAUGGGUCUGUUGUUGGCCUCAGAUUAGGUUUCGACCAACCAUUGAUUAUAGUUUCUGGUAAAUCUGCAGUAACAGAGAUGUUAAAUCGAUCUGAAUUCGAUGGCAGACCAAGUGGAUUUUUAUAUAAAUACAGAUGUGGUGGUAUGCAACAAGGAAUAUUAUUUACAGAUACGGAUAUUUGGCAUAGUCAAAGAAGAUUUACAUUGAAGACUCUGAAACAGUUUGGUUUUGGAAAAAAUUCAAUGGAACAUAUACUCCAGCACGAUGCAAUUGCAUUGACAAAUAUUAUUAUUGAAUUAACAAAAAAUGGAACAGUUAAAAAUAUUCGAUCUAUCAUUUCAGUAGCUGUUUUGAGCAAUUUAUGGCUUCUUCUGGAUGGUACAAAAUUUGACGUAGGAAUGGAAAGUACAAAUCUAAAAGAAGCGAUAAACAUAGUACAAGAUAUUGUUAAAAGUUCGAAUGUAUCUGGUGGAAUUAUAAAUCAAUUUCCUUUUCUCAGAUAUUUGUUUCCAAAUAUGACAGGUUUUUCCGCGUUUGUAAAACGACAAAAACGUAUAAAUGAUUUUUUUAUGGAGGUUAUAGCAAAGCAUAAGUGGAAGAAAACAAAUGAAGAAUGUACAAAUUUCAUAGACGUUUAUUUACAAGAAAUAGAAAAAAAAAAUUCAUCUCAUUCAUGUUUUAAUGAAAAUCAACUACUAUACGUAAUAAAGGAUUUAUUUUCUGCUGGCGUUGAUACCACUGACAGUACCAUUGGUUUUAUAAUAGCAUUUCUCGUAGUUCAUCAAGAUGUACAGUUUAAGGUGUACGAUGAAAUCAGUAGAAUGAUAAACAAAGAUAUUUAUCCUUCUCUUAGCGACAAAGACCGAUUACCAUAUUUAAAAGCAGUUAUAGCAGAAGUAUCAAGAUUAGCCAAUAUUGGACCAACUUCUAUUCCGCAUCGAGCAGUAAAGGAUUCCACUUUACUAGGUUUCGAAAUAAAAAAAAAUUAUACUUUGUUAGCAAAUCUUAAAAGUGUUCACAUGGAUAAAGAACAUUGGGGAGAUCCUGAAGUAUUUCGACCAGAAAGAUUUAUCGAUGAAAAGGGUGAUUUUAUUAACGAUUCUUGGCUUAUGCCAUUUGGAUUAGGUCGCAGAAAAUGUUUGGGUGAAACUUUGGCAAAAAAUACAGUUUUUCUCUUUGUAGCGUGCAUGUUGCAAAGGCUUCAUUUCAUGUUGCCAUCAAAUCAUCCUCCACCUUGCCUUCAAGGUAUUGAUGGAUUUGUGAUUGCUCCACCUAUAAUGGAUAUUAUUGCUGUUCAAAGAUUCUAAUAAAUGAUUAAACAGAUUAUA